GCUUUCCAUACUGUUCCAGACGUUACUGUUGUUCCUUCUGAAGCCACCAUGAAGCUGAGCAUUGUGAUCUCCAUCUGCGCUCUACUUUACUUCUCUGGUCACACUUUGGCCACGUCAAGACGUAGGAUCAGGGUUGAUUGUCAUCAGUUUAAGAGCUACGGUUCUCAUUGCCCUGAGGAAUACAAGCCUCUCUGUGGGUCCGACGGCGUCACCUAUGCUAAUGACUGCAAGUACUGCGCUGCCUGCCGAGAAAAAGGAAGUAGGAUUUUGGUCCGUCAUCGCGGGGAAUGUAAAGAGAAGAAGCAGCAGCCUCUUGAAACUGAACCUUUAUCUGUUGAUUGUCAACAGUUUAAGAGCUACGGUUCCUAUUGCACUCUGGAGUACAACCCUCUCUGUGGGUCCAACGGCGUCACCUAUUCUAAUGACUGCAACUUCUGCGCUGCCAAACGAGAAAAAGGAAGUAGGAUUUUGGUCCGUCAUCGCGGGGAAUGUAAAGAGAAGAAGCAGCAGCCUCUUGAAACUGAACCUUUAUCUGUUGAUUGUCAACAGUUUAAGAGCUACGGC
Clupea harengus (Atlantic herring) is the source of this 564-nucleotide messenger RNA. Its product is annotated as double-headed protease inhibitor, submandibular gland-like. Lineage: Eukaryota; Metazoa; Chordata; Actinopteri; Clupeiformes; Clupeidae. Gene Ontology annotation, molecular function: protein binding; serine-type endopeptidase inhibitor activity. The transcript is spliced from 8 exons. The annotation marks the transcript as partial. The record is from RefSeq and is a predicted model, not a curated record.